CCCAACAAGAAAGAGGUGCAGCAUGGCGAGUUGGAGAAGCUGAGUGUGUUGGAGCGAGAAUGGUGAAGCGGGUUAAGUGCACGGCGGUGAGGGUGUUGUUUGGGGCAGCUGGAUUAACUUGGGUAGCUCUGGUAAUUGAGAGCUAUGUAUUAGCACCUGCAUUGGAGGAUCCUGAGGAGCUGAUUUCACUCAUCAAAUCUCGUGACUUGUGCUGGAUAAAUGAGGAAUACGAUCCCUUGGAUGACUGCCAGAAAUGUUCAUAUGCUGAGAGAGCAUUCAUUGUACCAGCACUGUGUCAGCUGACAGGCUACAGGCAGAAAGUACAAUGCUAUUUUUCAGGAGAAGCAUAUCGUAGUGGGCUUCUCAAGUUUGAUAUCAAGUCAACAUGAUGCAGGAUAGUUUUUACCUGGAAGGCAGGAAAGAUGGUGAUGAGCUUUGGGUUCCUGGUGAAACUCUUGUAGCUUUGUUUGCUCUACAGUAUUGUUAUAACCCGGCAGUCAGUGUAGUGCUGGUGGAACAACAGAAACAUAUGUUUU
Cherax quadricarinatus is the source of this 536-nucleotide messenger RNA. Lineage: Eukaryota; Metazoa; Arthropoda; Malacostraca; Decapoda; Parastacidae. The record is from RefSeq and is a predicted model, not a curated record.